AUAAACUUGGAUGGGAGGUGAGGCAGUCGCAGCGAUGCAUCAGAACGAGCAUACGAGAUGCAAGAAGGCUUGAUGAUGCAUCACGACAGAUGCUUUUUUUGAUUCUUUUCGUCUACAUCCCGAUGCGUGACAGGCGGCGGUUGUGCGCUUGUGGAGGGCAAAGAUGCUAUCCUCUGUAGCUCAUGUGCUCUAUGGGGCAUUGGAGAAGGUUAUCGGGUAGGGUCGUCCGAGAUUUCCGAUGGGGAUGGACCGGCGGGCCGCACCGUCGCACGCCGUGAGGUCAUGCUUGAGAGGAUUGGAGAAGAGAAAAAAUGUGCUGGCCUUGUGGAGCGCAACCUGCACUGAUGCAUUAUUUUCAACGGGGGUUGGAUAUCAUUGUCUGCGGCGGUGGAAGAGCGAACCCUUGGAGCGAGCGGAGAGGCUCUUGAGGCUUGUGCUGCCAGCUCUGAUGAUGAUGGCUAUCGCGAGACAAAACUUUCAUCCACCGCGGAGGAUGCUCCCCAGUGGGUCACGACCAGGGCAAUCAACAUCUCAGUCUCUUUCUUCGAUCAAAGCAAGCAAGAAUGUUGCAUCGACAGGCAAGGGACGACGUCAGGUGCGUUUCACCAACAGCACAAAUCCCUUCUUCUACUGCAAGACGAGACGGCCUAUGGAAAGGGUGACGGUAACCUUUUCUUUCGUCCGAUGCCGAGGAGGACAUGUCGAGUCUCUGGCCCAAAUGUCCAUCCGCCAAGAUGACGUCGGGCUUAGAUCAAGCGGGAGAAAGCACGAGGGGUCAGGAAAGCAGAUUUUGCACAUGGCCGCCUCAACGAGACGCUGUGGGGGAGGUUGAACAAAGAAGGGGUGAAUGCGAUCGGGUGUCUUGUCGCAUCUGUGUUCAUGCGCCGAUCUAGAGAGGUUUGAAUCUCCCACG
This is a messenger RNA of Fimicolochytrium jonesii, 913 nucleotides long. RefSeq lists its product as uncharacterized. Bases 239 to 832 code for a protein of 197 amino acids. The record is from RefSeq and is a predicted model, not a curated record. The transcript has a single exon. NCBI's taxonomy places the organism in Eukaryota, Fungi, Chytridiomycota, Chytridiomycetes, Spizellomycetales, Powellomycetaceae.